AUGUCGGACAAAAUGGCGGCGGCGGCGGCCGCAGCCUCCGCCCAGCCACAAGCAGGUCCCAGGCAGCCGGCAGCGGAGGCGGAGGGCGGCUGUCCGCGCAGCGGCGGCAUGGACGGUGAGACCGAAGCGGAGGAGUUCGGGUGCCCGGCGCACUGCUCCGAUCUGGCCUGGCGGCAGAACGAGCAGCGCCGCCACGGCCUCUAUUGCGACAUCACUCUGGCCUUCGGCGGCGGGCGGCCCGGGGCGGCCCGCGAGUACCGGGCGCAUCGUUCUGUCCUGGCCGGGGCCACCGAGUACUUCACUCCGCUCUUCUCGGGGGGCUUUACGGAGUCGCGCUUGGGCCGCGUGGAGCUGCAGAAGUGGAGCUCGGAGGGCGGCCCCGACCCCGACACGGUGGAGGCCGUUAUCGGCUUCAUGUACACCGGCACCAUCCGCGUCAGCCCCGGGAACGUCCACGAAGUGCUGGAGAUGGCCGACAGGUUCCUGCUGAGCCGCUUGAAGGAGUUCUGUGGAGAAUUCCUGAAGAAGAAGCUGAACCUCUCCAACUGCGUGGCGGUGCACAGCCUGGCACACAUGUACUCCCUGAACCAACUGGCCCUGAAAGCCCAGGACAUGAUCCGGAGGAACUUCCACAAAGUCAUCCAGGACGAGGAGUUCUACACCCUGCCCUUCCACCUGGUCAGGGACUGGCUCUCAGAUUCGGAGAUCACAGUGGACUCCGAGGAGCUCCUCUUCGAGACGGUUCUGAAGUGGGUUCAGAAGAACCCCGAGGAGAGGGAGAAGUACUUCGAAGACCUCUUUAAACUUCUGAGGCUGUCCCAGAUGAAGCCAACCUACCUCACCCGGCACGUCAAGCCCGAGAGGCUGGUGGCUGGCAGCGAGGGCUGCGCCCGGCUGGUAUCGGAGGCGGUGGAGAGCCAUGCACUGCGCUGCGAGCACCUACGCUCGGGCAGCCUGCAGCCCCCCAGCUGCCCCCCGGCCCUGCUGCCGCGCUUUGGGCAGAACAUGGACGUGAUCAUGGUGGUCGGGGGCGUGUCAGAGGGGGGGGACUACCUGAGCGAGUGCGUUGGGUACUUCAUCGAGGAGGAUCGCUGGGUCAAUCUGCCCCACAUCCACAACCACCUGGACGGCCACGCCGUGGCCGUCACCGACUCCUAUGUCUACGUGGCCGGCUCCAUGGAGCCAGGCUUUGCCAAGACCGUGGAGAGGUACAACCCCAACAGGAACUAUUGGGAGCAGGUCUCCAACCUGGUCACCAGGAAGCACUCCUUUGGCCUGGCCGAGGUCAGGGGCAACCUGUACAGCAUUGGGGGGCACGGCAACUUCAGCCCUGGCUUCAAGGACGUGGCCAUCUACAGCCCCGAGAAGGACAAGUGGCUGACGCUGGAGUCGGCGCCCAAGAUCCUGCGCGACGUCAAGGCUGCCUCCGUCGAGGACAGGUUCGUCUACAUCGCCGCUCGCACCCCGGUGGACAGCGACAGCGAGGACGGCCUCAGGGCAGUCUUCAUCAGGUUUGACGCCGAGACCAGGCAGUGGCAGGACGUGGAGUCCCUGCCCCUCAUCGACAACUACUGCUCCUUCCAGAUGUCCGUGGCCAACACCAACUUCUACCACACGGCCUCCUGCUGCCCCAAGAGCUACUCCAUAGACAACGAGGAGGCCAAGGCCAAGAUCUCUGGCAGGGCCUCGGACGAGAUACUGGAGAGCUUGCCUCCCGAGGUGCUCAGCAUCGAGGGGGCAGCCAUCUGCUACUACAAGGACGAUGUCUUCAUCAUCGGGGGCUGGAAGAACAGCGACGACACCGACAAGCAGUACCGGAAGGAGGCUUACCGCUACUGCGCUGAGAGGAAGCGCUGGAUGCUGCUGCCCCCCAUGCCCCAGCCCCGCUGCAGGGCCACCGCCUGCCAUGUCAGGAUCCCCUUCCGGUGCCUGCAGGGGACCCAGAGGUACCCCAUGCCCCAGAACCUGAUGUGGCAGAAGGAUAGGAUCAGGCAGAUGCAGGAGAGGCAGCUGCAGGAGAUCCACCGGCACUCCAUGAGCCUGCGCAGGAUGCCACGCUCCCAGAUCGAGUGCUAG
Indicator indicator is the source of this 2076-nucleotide messenger RNA. It is a transcript of the gene KLHL11, whose product is annotated as kelch like family member 11. Gene Ontology annotation, molecular function: 5'-nucleotidase activity; magnesium ion binding; protein binding. The coding region runs from base 1 to 2076 and encodes 691 amino acids. The transcript is spliced from 2 exons. The record is from RefSeq and is a predicted model, not a curated record. Lineage: Eukaryota; Metazoa; Chordata; Aves; Piciformes; Indicatoridae. Gene Ontology annotation, cellular component: cytoplasm.